AUGGGUAAGACUCGCAAGACCAUGAUGGCUUUCAUCGAUAGCAUUCCAGACUCCAAGCUAGAAGGCGGUUUCAAGAGCGAUACCAUCUACACUGACCUCAAGAACUUCCGACUCGACAACCAAGGUAUCACAACGGCCAGGGGUGACAAGCCGGCAUGUGUCAACCUCCAGAUGCAGGUAAACAAGCGACCCAAGAUCACAUCCCUUGCAGAUGCAGCGCCCUUCAGCGUUGCGCAUGUAGAGAUUCCAGUCGAGGAAUCCUGGUCCGCGGAGACGAUCAAGUUGGAGCUCAAGAAGAGCUGCAUUGCUCAUGGUGAUAAGACCGGCCACUUCUAG
Messenger RNA from Alternaria metachromatica, 336 nucleotides. RefSeq lists its product as uncharacterized. The transcript has 2 exons. Lineage: Eukaryota; Fungi; Ascomycota; Dothideomycetes; Pleosporales; Pleosporaceae. The record is from RefSeq and is a predicted model, not a curated record. The coding region runs from base 1 to 336 and encodes 111 amino acids.